This is a messenger RNA of Phoenix dactylifera (date palm), 624 nucleotides long. NCBI's taxonomy places the organism in Eukaryota, Viridiplantae, Streptophyta, Magnoliopsida, Arecales, Arecaceae. The record is from RefSeq and is a predicted model, not a curated record.
AUGAAAAAUUUAGGAUCCCUCAGCUACUUUCUUGAUCUUGAGGUGACAUCCAGCUCAGAUGGCUACUAUCUUUCCCAAGCUAAGUAUGCUUCUGAGUUGAUGUCUCGUGCUGGGUUGACAAAUAGCAAGAUUGUGGAUAGUCUUUUAGAAAUGAAUGUUAAGUUUCUUCCUACUGAUGGUGAACCAUUAACUAAUGCGACUUUGUAUCGACAGUUGGUUCGUAGUCUCAUCUGUCUGACCAUUACACGCCCUGAUAUUUCUUAUGCAGUCAUCCUAGUUAGUCAGUUUAUGCAUGCACCACGCUCUACACACUAUAUAGCAGUUCUACGUAUCCUCCAGUACGUUAAGGGUAUCUUAUUCCACGGCCUUUUAUUUUCAGCCCACUCUACUUUGGAUAUUCAGGCCUAUUCUAAUGCUGAUUGUGUUGGAGACCUUACAGAUCGUCUCUCUACCACUGGCUAUUGUUUCUCGCUUGAUCAUUUUCUCAUCUCUUGGAAAAACAAGAAGCGGACUGUUGUCUCUUGCUCCAGUACAGAGGCCGAGUAUCGUGCACUGGCAGAUACUACAUCUAAGUUUUCAUGGCUUCGAUGGCUACUGCAUGACAUGGGUGUUCCUUUUGACUAG